AGAGAAGAGAAAGGAGGGGGAAGACAGAGGUGAUAAAACUCUGCAGAGUCUGCAUGCUCAGUCACAGAGAGUGAGAGUGAGGGAGACGAAGCAAACUGACAAGGACCUACCACAGUGGCAAAGACACGGCACUUUCAGAGACGCUAAGGGCCCGUGUUUUUGCCACGCUUUUGUGGACUGGGAGACAUUAGGGAAUCGGAAGCUGUUACUGGUGAGCAAGUGGGUGCACUGGACUUUCCUGGAGAGACCUGGGAUUUAUCCCCUCAAGGGCUGUCUGCUUUGAAGUAUUUUUCAGACACUGCUGCGGGGGACUAAUUUUCCCCUUCAAGGAAAAGAGAAAGGGGGCCAAAGGCUAAAAAAACCGGAAGGGAUCCAAGUCACAACUCUCACGCCCCCCCCCCCACCCUCUCUCAUCUCCAUAAAUCAACUUUCAUGCCCCUUGGAUUUUCUGCUUUUUCCCUCCCAAAAGGAGUGAUGCAUGACAACUGUCACAUUGAAGACUGUAUUCUACAGAAAUUCUGGGCUGUUUGGAUUUGACACAGCCUCUGACUGGCGCACUACCACUAGAGAUCUUCAGCAAGAGGACAAGAGUCUUCAGAGAGGAAAGAGGUUUGCAAAACCUCCCGUUCUACCUACCUAAAAGUACAACAACCCUCUACCCCCCCCCCCAACUCAGACUCUAAUUCCAGCCCCUUCCACCCUUAGCCCCUCCUCUCCUGUCUCCCCUCUCCCCCAUGAAGCAGGAAGCGUGAAAAAUCUCACUAAAUGGGUUUAUUUGCCGUCAGAGCUGUACUGAUCUGUCAUUCCCCAGGACCAUUUCAGUUGACGUGUUUCAUAGCUCUGGGAGCUGCCUGGUUGGGUGGUGCAUUGGAAGCUGUUGAUCUGGAGUCUGUGAGGGGCAAGAGGCAGCAUCAGUUGCUGUAAUUCCCCAGAGUCAUCGAGGCUUCCCCCUCCAACUCACCUCGUUGGGUCUAUCCCAGGAUCUACCACUUGUGAAACCAACAACUUCCCAACCAAAGAGGACUCUUUGUUUUUUGAUCCUUUUUUGGUGGGGCACCAUCGAAUCACAAGCGAACCAUUCCUCCAGUAGUGGUGUUUGUUUUCUAGUUGCCCCAUCCUUUGGUAGUUUGCAGAGGUUGCCCCGCGUGGCUCAAGAUGCGGUGUUGGCCAUUGGCCGUGGUGGCCGCAGUCUUUUGGACCCAGUGCCUUCUUUUUCGUGAGGUUGAUGCCAAGAAGGAGAAGAAGAGACAGAAGGAGAACAUCCCACAACACACAGAGUCUUACAACUCCUCAGUCUCCAACAGUGAAGAGGUUGGAGGGAACACAAAGGCAGAAAACCAUCGCGUGGACCCACUGGGAUCAUGGAAGGUGUUUGUGGAGCGACCAGUAGGUAACUUCCCAGGCAAGUGCAAGAAGAGGAAAAGACCACUGCCAGGACCCCCCGGGCCACCCGGACCCCCCGGACCCCAGGGUCCCCCGGGAUCACCUGGGGCGGAGAUAACCCAGGAGGUCCUGCUCAAGGAGUUCAGGGAGAUGAUCAAAGAGGCAACAGAGAGACGUGCAGCCAUGGACAGACAAGUCGGUCCCAGCCAGCUGCCCCCUGCCCUCAUCGCCUUGGAUGGCCUGUCCUCCUACCGCAGAGUAGAAGAGGCUUUCCAUUGCAAGCUGAAGGGGCCGGUGGCCGUGGACAAGAAGACGCUGACGGAGCUACAGGACUUCCAGACGCCUCCUGCCAAAGGUGCCUUUCUCCGGGGGACGGGCAUGGAUCAAUCCACUGGUCGCUUCACAGCACCGGUAACAGGCAUCUACCAGUUCUCAGCUAACAUCCACAUUGACCACGGAGAGGUGAAGAAGAGCAAGAGCCAGCUGCGGGCCAGGGACAAUGUGCGGGUUCUGAUCUGCAUCGAGUCUCUAUGCCACAGAUACACGUCCUUAGAAAUGAUUGUGGGCUUGGAGAGCAGCAGUAGGAUAUUUACAGUCUACGUCCAUGGCUUGCUGGAGCUACAGGCUGGCCAAUACACCUCGAUAUUUGUCGACAAUGGAGCUGGGGCUUCCAUCACGAUACAGAACGGCUCAGACUUCAUGGGAAUGCUUAUGGGCGUAUAGCCCCGCAAGGCCCGGCCCUCGGAGGGGGCUGCCUGAGCCCAGUUUUUGCCUUCGCAUGCACUGCAUUGAACUGCUGUCCGUUGGACCCGGAGUGACCCUGCAGAGGAGGGAUUAGGACAUGCAGGGCCUUCCACCUGGCACUGGCGGGGGGGGGACCACAUUCAACCGCUUCACCAACCUGCUUGUCUUACCAACUGCCUAUGUGUCUGUGGGCCAAUGAAGCUGGAUGGGUCACCCUAGCUUGAAUCCCCAUGUGAAACACAACACAAAAAAAACUAACAGAUAAUUAAGUCUCUGUCUUUUUGUCUUCCGCUAAAAAAAAAAGCAUAGUAAUUUUACAUGGGCAGCAAGGCUAACGUACAACUCAGAUAAUUGUUUGCUAUGGACACUCCAGAUGUAUAUAAACAAAGCUAAUACUUCUCAGAAAGAGGUCACAACGGAGGCAGUGAAGUAAGUUACUAGAAUGUCAUUUCUCAAGCAACACCUCAUGUUGGGACCUACUACUGCCAUGUUGGUUUCUGAGUGUCUGUAAUGUAAUUCUACAUCCCGUACAAAGUAUUUCUUUAUACUUCUGUGGAAAGGUGUUAUAUGGUGAUUACAUAACCUGAAGUGUAAACAUGGGUGCUCUCCUCUGUUUGGGGUGACCUCACCCCUAAAUGCCAACCUUCACAGUCCCAGCAAUGAGGUCAAAGUAGGUUGGGCUUGGCUGGCAUCAUUUGUAUCCAUGAUCCAUGCUUAUCCUGGACAAUAAUAGAGAAAGCACUACUACAAAAACACAAAGGAAAACAGGAAUUAGUCUAAGUGUCAAAAACUAAUGAAAAACAAGCAAAAAUAGAUGUCAAACAUGAAAUACAGAUAUGUGCACCUAGCUGAAAGAUAACAUUUGGGUAAAUUUCUUUCCAAGACAAUUAAAAUUUAUUGUGUAGAAAAGCCAUUGGAGCUUCCAAGAAUUAAUGAUGAUAAAUGACCAAAUAACGCAGCGUGGCCUCUGUAAGGAAUUCCACAUCCUGUUCUUUGCUUGUCCAAAUUUCUGAUUCUCGUUCACUCGGUAAAGAAUGGAUCGAAUAUCAACUUAUUUUUGUAGUUAUUAAGAAGCUGAUGUAUUUUGUAUAUCCCCUAAAGACAAGCUCUGUUUUUGGUAACGUAUUUCUUAUUAAGUUGUGCAUUUAUAAACGUUGAAUUGUUUAUCACUCGCCAAUAAAUUAUCUUCAGUAUUUUAGAUUUUCUCAAUUUAUUCUUACAGGUUUUAAUUGGACAUAAAGAGGUUAUUCCACACGCACUUGACUUGUGGCUCUGGCCUUGAGUUAUAUUCAUUAUACUGGCACAGAAGUUAUUGGCAAACAGAAUGGAAUCAGCAGCAUUGCUUCUAUUGCAAUAAAACCACUUAUGGAUAUUCAUUUGUUUUUGAGAUGAAAAUAUCUCCAGGCAAGACUUAACUAUUUCUGUUUUUACUCAGUGUAUAUGUGGAUUUGCUUUAUAUAACAGAUACAUAGCUAUAAUAAAUAUAAAUAUAUAAAUAAAUUAACAAAAUAAAUGAAUGUAUUGUCAUUGGAAACAGAUGAAAUAACAAGCAGCAUGUGUAUCUCUCACCUGUACUUUGUUAUAUGCAUAUAAAUAUUGUAACAUCGUAUUAGUUGGUUUUAUAUUCCUGAAAAGACAUUAUGAUAUUAAAAUGAUAAAAUUAUUACUUUAAGCACCACAAAGUUCAGGAUUCAUUUAGAAACUGUUAUUUUACAGAGUAUGCUGUUUUUAUUUUGGGUGUGUAUAUUAUUAUUACUAUGUCUGACCCAGGAAUUGGAAACAGAGGGAAUGAAUUUUAAUUUCUGUACCAUAUGAAUAAAAAUGUGUGUAUAUUAUGUGUAACUAAGACACA
Paramormyrops kingsleyae is the source of this 3979-nucleotide messenger RNA. It is a transcript of the gene c1qtnf12, whose product is annotated as C1q and TNF related 12. Gene Ontology annotation, molecular function: hormone activity. The record is from RefSeq and is a predicted model, not a curated record. Lineage: Eukaryota; Metazoa; Chordata; Actinopteri; Osteoglossiformes; Mormyridae.